AUGCAGUUUGAAGAUGUUGUGUACAAAAUCAACGACAAAAACGGUGGAUUGUUCCAGAAGAAUGUGAAAGUAGAAGAGAAAACAAUACUAAAAGGAGUAAACGGAAUUGUUGAACCAGGUGAGAUGCUAGCAAUGUUAGGUCCAUCAGGAAGUGGAAAAACAACACUGUUAACAGCGUUAGGAGGAAGACUUGGUGGAAAGCUUCAAGGAAAAAUAACAUACAAUGAUCAACCUUUUUCAAAUGUCAUAAAAAGAAACACAGGUUUUGUUACACAAGAUGAUGUUCUUUACCCUCACUUAACAGUGACAGAAACCCUAGUUUUCACAGCACUUCUUAGAUUACCAAAUACUCUCACAAAACAAGCCAAAGUUGCACUGGCGAAGAACGUUAUUGAUCAACUUGGAUUAACGAAGUGCGAAGAUAGCAUCGUUGGAGAUACUCAUCUAAGAGGAGUUUCUGGGGGUGAGAGGAAAAGGGUUAGUAUUGGACAGGAAUUGCUUAUAAACCCUAGUUUGUUGUUUCUUGAUGAACCAACUUCUGGUUUGGAUUCUACUACAGCGCAGAGAAUUGUGUCGACGUUGUCGGAUUUAGCGAAAGGCGGAAGGACUAUUGUGAUGACAAUACAUCAACCUUCGAGUAGAUUGUACUAUAUGUUUCAUAAAGUUCUGUUGCUUGCUGAAGGGAAUGUUUUGUAUUUUGGAAAAGGCUCUGAAGCUAUUCAACAUUUUUCUAAUAUUGGUUAUGCUCCUGCUAUGGCUAUGAACCCUUCAGAUUUCCUCUUGGAUCUUGCAAAUGGUAAAAAAAUAAUUAAAAUUUCCUAUGCAUUCUUACCAAAUUUAACAUGUUAUUUAAUAUUUCGGAUCAUCAAUUUUGCAGGUAUCUACACCGAUGACGCCAAGCAUGACCAUGUUAUAGACAAGCAAAAACUGAUUUCAGCAUUUAAGAGUAACUCUGAUGGACAAUUGAAGCUAGAACAUCAUGAAAUCAAUGAGUCUGAUGGUAAAUUUGAAGAGAAAGGUUCUGGAAAAUGGCCUACUAGCUGGUCACAACAAUUCUUUGUAUUGUUAAGAAGAGAUAUUAAAGAGAGAAAGUAUGAAUCAUUUUCUGGCCUUAGGAUUGGUCAAGUUCUUGUGGUUGCAAUUAUUUCAGGACUACUUUGGUAUAAAUCUGAUACGUCGCACAUGCAGGAUCAGAUUGGACUAUUAUUCUUCAUAACAGGCUUUUGGGGAUUCUUCCCACUCUUCCAAGCAAUCUUCACCUUCCCUCAAGAACUAAUGAUGCUAGAAAAAGAAAGAUCCUCAGGAAUGUACAGACUCUCCUCCUACUUCGUCUCAAGAAUGGUAGCUGACCUACCAAUGGAGCUAGUCCUCCCCACAAUCUUCCUUCUCAUAACAUAUUUCAUGGCAGGACUCAAAGCGACAGCGAUAAACUUCUUCGAAACACUUUUCACCCUCUUACUGAGUGUGUUGGUUGCACAAGGACUAGGACUUGCACUUGGAGCUGUUGUACUUGAUCAAAAAUCAGCAACAACACUUGCAUCAGUGAUGAUGCUGGUUUUCUUACUUGCUGGUGGAUUCUAUGUUCAGAAUGUUCCAAAGUUCAUUGCUUGGGUGAAGUAUAUUUCUAUUAGCUACUAUACAUAUCAGCUGUUUAUUGGAUCACAGUUUCAUAUUGGAGAAACAUACCCUUGUUCUGAAGGUCAGUGUCCUAUUGAAGAGUUUCCUCCUAUAAAACAAGUGGGGCUUGAUUUGAAGACACAAUGGAUAGCUGCAAUGGCUCUAGUAAUAAUGCUAAUUGGUUAUAGGCUUAUAGCUUAUUUGGCUCUUAUGAGAAUUGGAAUCACAAAGAAAUUGGCUUAG
This is a messenger RNA of Vicia villosa (hairy vetch), 1860 nucleotides long. Its product is annotated as ABC transporter G family member 9-like. Gene Ontology annotation, cellular component: membrane. The coding region runs from base 1 to 1860 and encodes 619 amino acids. Gene Ontology annotation, molecular function: ABC-type transporter activity; ATP hydrolysis activity; ATP binding. The transcript is spliced from 2 exons. The record is from RefSeq and is a predicted model, not a curated record. Lineage: Eukaryota; Viridiplantae; Streptophyta; Magnoliopsida; Fabales; Fabaceae.